GGCCGGACCGGGCCGGGCCGGGACAGGGGCGGCGGCGACGGCGGGCCGGGUCCCGGGAUGGCGAUGUUCCGCAGCCUGGUGGCCUCGGCUCAGCAGCGACAGCCGCCGGGCGGGCCCGCGGGCGGCGACAGCGGCCUGGAGGCUCAGUACAGCUGCCCCAUCUGCCUGGAGGUCUACCACCGGCCCGUGGCCAUCGGCAGCUGCGGCCACACGUUCUGCGGGCAGUGCCUCCAGCCGUGCCUGCAGGUGCCGUCCCCCCUGUGCCCGCUGUGUCGCCUGCCCUUCGACCCCAAGAAGGUGGACAAGGCCACCCACGUGGAGAAGCAGCUCUCGUCCUACAAGGCGCCCUGCCGGGGCUGCAGUAAGAAGGUACCGCCGGCCUCCCGGCCGGGAGGGGCUCCGACAGGGCUGCGCAGGGGAGCUGGGUGGGGGCCGCCCUCUCCUGUUGAGCCGCCCGCUCUGCACCCGCUCCCCGUGGGCCCCGCACACGGCCUGGGCUCUGGGCUGAGCGGAGCCCACCCUGGACACAGCCUCGACACCCCAGUGACCCUCACCAGGCGGGCGGUGACUGCCGCGGGGCCCGGCCCGCCUGUCCCUCCGGCGCCUGAGCCCACCCACCGCUGCCCCCGGCAGGCGCACCGCCUCGCGGGGCACUCAGCGCAGGAACGGAGUUUGAACGUGACACUGGCCAAGAUGAGGGUGCACGUCUCCUCCUGCGUGAAGGUCCAGGAGCAGAUGGCCAACUGUCCCAAGUUUGUCCCCGUGGUGCCCACGUCCCAGCCCAUCCCCAGCGCUGUCCCCAACAGGUCCACCUUCGCCUGUCCUUACUGCGGCGCCCGCAACCUGGACCAGCAGGAGCUGCUGAAGCACUGCGUGCACAACCACCGCAGCGACCCCAGCCGCGUGGUGUGUCCCAUCUGCUCGGCCAUGCCCUGGGGCGACCCCAGCUACAAGAGCGCCAACUUCCUGCAGCACCUGCUCCACCGACACAAGUUCUCCUAUGACACCUUCGUGGACUACAGCAUCGACGAGGAGGCCGCCUUCCAGGCUGCCCUGGCCCUGUCCCUCUCCGAGAACUGAAGGCGUGGCCACCGGCCCCGCCCUCUCACCGGAGGGACAGGCCCCGCCAGCUCCCGCAGCCCAGGCCUGCCCAGGAAGGCGCCUCGAGGGCCGGCGGAGCCUCGUCGCUGCAGGAGGGGAGGCCGCGUCCCUGCCCCCCGGGCUCCUGCCGAGUGUCACCGGCUCUUCGGUGCUCCGGGCCGAGCCGUCGGCCUCGCCGCUGGGACGGAGUGUGGCCGCUGUCUGUGCUUCAAAGCCAUGAUGUGCUCCCUGCACAGAGGAGCCUUCAGGCCCCGGCACUGAGCAGGGGAGCACGGGGGGGCCCCGGCCCGGCACCCCGCCAGGCUUCCCCUUCGCGCUCGGUGCUGGCUUCUGGGACCCUAGGGGUUCCGCACUCCUCUGCGUUGCCCGCGUGAUGACCUUUUCACGCUUUCUGCAGCAAAGACAGGGCAGCCGCCUUCCUACUGCAGCAUCUGCGUUGGGCUAGGACCAACAGUAUUUUUAUGGAACAUUUACAAAAUUAUAUUUUUUAAAAAAACAAUAAAAAAUAAACGGUUGUGGGCUCGGUGGAUGGAAGAGAGGAGAGACGGGGCAAUAGCUGUGCGCGGGGACCGAGGUGGCCACGUCCCCAGGGUCCUUGUGGCUGCUCUGUCCGUGUCCCUGAAGUAACAACAGGAAGAAAUCCCAACGCCCGGCCCCGCGCGGCGGCGGGGUCUGCUCCUGGCCUCUCGCCCGGGUCCUGGCCUCGCCCCGCGGUCACCGUUCCAAAGCUGACCACCUCCCACCCCAGGCAGGGCCGCCCCCAGCGGGGGCAGAGCGCGGGGCCUGGGCAGCGGCCGGCAGGCCAGAAGGUGCCCGUCAGCACGCGUUUGGUUCGUGGCAUAGGUUAUUGCUGUCUUAUAAAAAAAAUUUAAAUAAAACAUUUCAA
This is a messenger RNA of Hippopotamus amphibius kiboko, 1987 nucleotides long. It is a transcript of the gene RNF166, whose product is annotated as ring finger protein 166. Bases 58 to 1080 code for a protein of 340 amino acids. Gene Ontology annotation, biological process: ubiquitin-dependent protein catabolic process; protein polyubiquitination. The record is from RefSeq and is a predicted model, not a curated record. Gene Ontology annotation, molecular function: ubiquitin protein ligase activity. The transcript has 6 exons. NCBI's taxonomy places the organism in Eukaryota, Metazoa, Chordata, Mammalia, Artiodactyla, Hippopotamidae.